AGCUGCCCCCUCUCCAUUCCCCGUCACCUUCUCCGGCUCGCUCGUCUCUCCUUUCAGGGCGGAUGGUUCCGAGGGCCGGGGCUGGGGCCGGGCGCGGCGUGGGGAGAGCGCUUCACGGGCUCCCAUCCCCCUCCACCUCCCCAGGGGCGGGGAGCCCUGUGGGCAGCUCCCUCCCGCCCCGCUCUGGCUUUGUGUCGGCCGCCGGCGUCUGGGCUGGGGGAGGGGAGCCGGGGAAUCUCUUGCGGGGGCCCCAGUGUUUCUACCACCCGUUCGAGGGUCGAGUCGCGGAAUCGCAGACUCCUCCCUCCCAGGCAUCCUCCUUUCUCUGCCAGGCCACCCGCACGCCAGGCGUUGGGGUGGGAGAAAAAGUAAAAGAUUUUGAGAAGAGGGGGAAAAAGGAAGUUUGUCCUGUCCUGGAUCAGUUUCUUUGUCAUGUAGCCAAGACUGGAGAAACAAUGUGAGUUGAAAGCAUACAUUUGUCGUUAUAGACCAGUGCAUUAUUCAGAAUUGCUCAGGAAAGGGAAAAAAGUGUAUUUUGGGAUAAAUAAUUCAUUCUAAAUUGUAGAAGUCCUGGUCAUUUAAAUAAUUUAUAUAUAAAUUUACAUUUAAAGAACGUGUACACUUAUUUGCUCUAUAUUGGUCUGUAAGGGAUUUUAAAAACUUGUAUAUGUUAAAAUUGUCUUUGUAGCUAGGCUUUGGCACGCUUAGAGAACGUAUUAGUCUUAACGAGCCAGAGAAAGGAAGAAUGCCUGUUCCAUUAUGACCCUUUUUGGCCAUAACAAAUAGGCUUAUUUCUAGAAUUUUGUAGCUUUGAUUCUGUUUCAGAGUCUUGGUGGUAUUUUCUCAUAUUGUGUGUCCAGUUUUUUUCGGUCGUAUUUGCGUAUGUAGGUGUUUGAAGUGUCACUUCUAUUUAUCGUCUUGAGGACUCAUUAUCUGACAAAUUCCAAAUGCUACAGUUUUGACUGACCUGUAGACUUUUAGGAUAGCUGAUUUGUUACAUAUGCUCAGCAUUUUAUUAAGCUCGUUUCCAAAUGUUCUGAAUCUGAAACUUACACUAUAAAGUUAGGGCUGUGUUCAGAAGGAACAUUCCAGGUCAUUGUUUUGCAGUUUGUGUGGUAGUCGCACUCUGGCUAAGUUUAUUUGUAGAGGACAGUGCAUCUUUGAGGACUUCUUUUUGUAGUCUUUGGGUGGGGGCUGGGGCAGCAGGAAAGGGGUAGGUUUCUGUGGGUUCGAUGUUAAUAUGUGGGUUAUCUGCCUAGUAUGAGUGUAGCUUUCAGCAAGUAUUGUAUAAUUUCUCUGGCUUUAUUAUUAGCAAGUGUUCAUUUCUCACAAGAUUUGCUUAUGAUUGUAGUCUAGCCUUUUAACAACUAGCCUAAUUUUAGAAAGGAAAAAACCUUUGCUGCCUCAGUGCUUGAUUUAAUGGUCAUGUCUGCAAGCUGAAUCUCGUUAGUAUUCUAUUAAAAUAUACCAGUCAUUUUGAGAACGUCACUGUGAUGUGUUCAAUCUUGUAUUUCUAUUUAUUACAUUAAAAAAUGGGAGCUUCUGGGGCGGAAGUCAUUUUUACCUUCGAAUUAUAGUCUCAUACGGAACAUCUUGAUUUAAAACAAUGUAAAACUGUUAAUUUAUGCUUAUACCGAUAAGCCUAAAAAUGACCAUACGCCAUCUUUCAAAAAUAAAUUAAUCCCGGAAACAUAAAUACUUAAGACUGCCACUAUAUUCCUCUUGAAUUGCUAGUUGGCACAGACUUAGCCCUGUCAACAAUGUCAAACCAAAUAGCGUUUUACUUUUGGCUGUUUUUUGAUAUACAAGAUUAUAUCAAACUAUUUGGAGAUGAGUACUUAAAACCUCUUAUUCAGUUUAUCAGGUUUGUACACACUGCUUUCCCUUUUUGAUAAAAUACAUUGCCUAUAAAUGUGUAAAUAGUUGAAAACUUCUAAAAGAUAGCUUUUUAAUAUCCUGUCUUACUGGAACACCAAGUGCCUGGGGAAGUUAUCUGAUUUUUUUUGGACAGUUAUUUUAUCCUGGUAGAAGAGGACUUAAAAUUCCCAAUCCCCCACCCCAUAUUAGGUGUUUAUAUACUCACUAAGCAUGUUUUGUACUGAAAUGAUUGGUGUACUUAGAUUCUUAUAUUAAAUGGAAUAUGGAAAAUAUUUUUAAAUUUAUUAUGUAAAUAGCCAGUGUUUAUGCAUUUAGCUUUAAGCUUUGAUUUCUUUUUAUCAAUAUGGCAUAUCUUUGAUAUAUUUGCAGAAUUUCUGUCACCCAUUUAUGACUAAACUAAGCUUUGUCUAGUAUGUGAGUAACAAGAUAAUUAAAAUUUAAAGAACAGCAAUUUAGACUUUUCUGAUGUUUUAGGAUGGGUGGAUUGCUUAAGAUAAGCGUUUGCACCGGAUGUGGCGGCUCAUACCUGUAUCUCAGCACUUUGGGAAACGGAGGAUCACUUGAGCUCAGGACAAAAAAUUUAAAAGUUACCUGGGUGUGUUGGUACAUGCCUG
Chlorocebus sabaeus (green monkey) is the source of this 2492-nucleotide messenger RNA. Lineage: Eukaryota; Metazoa; Chordata; Mammalia; Primates; Cercopithecidae. The record is from RefSeq and is a predicted model, not a curated record.